AUCAAUAUGUCUGCAAUUGGGUCAUUGAUUUUCUGUGUUGAUUGUGGCAAUCUCCUCAAUGAAUCCACUGGAGAUGAAAAUACAAUUCUUGUUUGCGACAUAUGUGGAACGAAAAAUCGAGACAUUGCCCCCAAAACUAUCAUUUCAGAAUCUAAACCAGAGGCAUUCCCUUCUGCACUUAGAUCCAAAAGAUCUGCCGUCCGAACAUUGACUGCGGAAGACAAGAAAAAAGAUGCUGUCAUCGCACAUACCUGUGACCAGUGUGGGCGUCCAGAAAUGACAUUUUACACAUUGCAACUUCGUAGUGCUGAUGAGGGAACUACUGUCUUUUACUCAUGCGAGUGCGGGUAUAAAUUCAGUACAAACAAUUGA
Molecule: messenger RNA, 372 nt
Organism: Coccidioides posadasii C735 delta SOWgp
Lineage: Eukaryota; Fungi; Ascomycota; Eurotiomycetes; Onygenales; Onygenaceae
Gene: RPA12
Product: DNA-directed RNA polymerase I core subunit rpa12
Biological process (GO): DNA-templated transcription; termination of RNA polymerase I transcription
Cellular component (GO): RNA polymerase I complex
Molecular function (GO): nucleic acid binding; zinc ion binding
Source: RefSeq, a predicted model, not a curated record